This is a messenger RNA of Cloeon dipterum, 820 nucleotides long. It is a transcript of the gene Cby, whose product is annotated as Chibby. Lineage: Eukaryota; Metazoa; Arthropoda; Insecta; Ephemeroptera; Baetidae. The coding region runs from base 119 to 466 and encodes 115 amino acids. The record is from RefSeq and is a predicted model, not a curated record. The transcript has 3 exons.
UUGAAAUAAAGCGGCAAAGAGUGGUGGAAUUCGGCAAAUUCAUGCGUAUCGAAACGCAAAGGUAAACGUGCUAUUUCGUCGAUGGAGUUUUAGCCUAUUUUAAUGGUUCAACGACACAAUGCCUUUGCUUACGAGUGGAGGCGGUAAAUUUGCACCGCCAAAAAUCGAUCAACGCAAGAGGAACGGCCAGGAACUCCCCACUGAUGCGUCGCAACUUCCUCAAGAAGUGCAAUUGAAUCUUGGGGGUUGUGAGUUGAUUUUUAGUGACGGACAAUGGACUAGCUCAGGUGGCACAGGCGUGGUGCGCGGAUCGAAAAAAGAGUCGGCGGCGCGUAAACUGGAAGAGGAGAACAACCUUUUGAAGGCGAAACUGGAACUAGUGAUGGACAUGUUGACAGAGCUGACGGCGCAGUCACGUUUGCAGGCCAAAGAGGUUAAAAUGCUGAGAGCCAAACUGAGGAAAUGAGAAAAGAUAUCAAAGUGAAGUGCUGUUCUUUCAGCGCACCCAUUGUUAUCAUUUUUGCCAAACUGAAUAUGCAAUAUGAAUAAUCUACUGGCAAACCAGAAAGCUGCUUAAUAUUAUGCUAACGGCAACGUUUAUCUCAAGCUUUAAGCGCUACAGAUAUCAACUUAAUGCAACUCUUCAAAUUGAUAAAACAUCUCUAGUCAUCUUGUUUUCGAUUGCAUUUAUCAUUUUCGUUUUUCUUUGAUGAUGCGAACAUUGACUGUAAUACUGUAAUAAAAUCAAUAAGGUAAACCUUAAAAAGCUGUUGAUAUUAUCUGACGUUUUUAUUGUCAAUGUGUUUUAAUGAGUAAAAUG